Lytechinus pictus (painted urchin) is the source of this 2307-nucleotide messenger RNA. Its product is annotated as dual 3',5'-cyclic-AMP and -GMP phosphodiesterase 11A-like. The coding region runs from base 1 to 735 and encodes 244 amino acids. Gene Ontology annotation, molecular function: 3',5'-cGMP-stimulated cyclic-nucleotide phosphodiesterase activity. The record is from RefSeq and is a predicted model, not a curated record. The transcript is spliced from 8 exons. NCBI's taxonomy places the organism in Eukaryota, Metazoa, Echinodermata, Echinoidea, Temnopleuroida, Toxopneustidae. Gene Ontology annotation, biological process: negative regulation of receptor guanylyl cyclase signaling pathway; signal transduction.
AUGAGUUCGUUGGCUCCUAGCGAAAAGCCUAAUAUACUGCAUAAAUACACGUUACAUGAGGCUCUUCUCGGCUUGGGUUACUCAUUAACUGCAGCGUACGGGUCACAAUCACCCCUAGCACAGUUGUAUGGUUCAAAGGCUACCAUGGAAUAUCAUCACUUUAAUCAUGCAGUCAUGAUCCUUAGUAGCCAGGGUCAUAACAUCUUCGGGAACCUGUCAUCUGAGCAAUACAGCGAGGCAAUGAAUAUUCUCAAGCAUUCAAUAAUCUCAACUGACCUCGCUCUUCACUUCAAAGUUCGGGGUCAAUUCUUUGAGAUGAUAAGAACUCAAAAUCAUAGCUGGACAGCAUCACAUAACAAAGAACUUCUCAGGUCAAUAUUGAUGACAGCAAGUGAUGUCGCUGCGAGCACAAAACCAUGGAGGAUACAGCAGAAAAUUGCUGAACUAGUGACAAGUGAGUUCUUUGAUCAGGGAGACAUGGAGAGAAACGAACUCAAGAUCGAACCAACGUCUAUGUUUGAUCGAAGUAGGAAAGAUGAGCUCCCAGAAAUGCAGCUUGGUUUCAUCGACGGAGUCUGUAUACCACUCUAUGAGUCUCUCACCCAUGUCUCAAUCAAGUUCAGACCGAUGUUGGACGGUGUACGAGCCAACAGACAGAAAUGGUAUGAUCUGAAUGAACAAAGGAAGAGAAGGAAAAAGAGCUCUUAUCUCAACUCCAAGCAAGGGAGUGUUUAAUCUCCAGGAUCAAGGACUAUAGAAAUAAAAUAUGGUUUAUUUGUUAUAACGUUGCGUCUUGUUGACAAGGACUAAUAAACAUCGGAAGUGACUGAAUGACCCUUGACCUCGCAUACAAGAAAGAAACGCUUCUGACAAAAACGUUCUUCGAAAGUCGAAUACCUGGAUUACAAUGGAUUUAAUACAUGGAAUUGGAUUAAUUCAAUUACCGGAAAUAAUUGGAUGACCCUCUAUCCAAGAAAGAAGCGUUUCAAACCCCAAUCUGUUCGAAAAUUCGAAUACAUUGAUUAUUACUGGAAGUGGUAGCAAUCCUUUAUCCCGUCUAGUUGGAACGUUCAUUUGAACAGUUUUCAGCGACAACAGAAAUAAUUUUUUUAUUAAUUCUACCUAAUCUUGAUUUGCAUAUUUUUAUGAAGAUUGUGGUAAAUAAAGUUUCAAUUUAAUUCCAAUUUCAAAAUAUUCAUUUUCAUUUUUGAGUAAUAAAUAUAACAACAAACAUAAUUAUAAUUAUAUAUGAAUUUACAAAACAGAUUAAAAGUCAAAGAUAUAAAUCAGUAAUAAAUAAUAUUGUAAUAAAAUGUUCAAUAAAUAGAUAAAUCAUUGUUUCAAUAUAACUUUGGUAAUUAAACGAAUUACAGAUUAUAAUUAAAAUUUCGUGAGAUUUUGGUAUGUAUAGGGGGUGGAGGACGGGGGCAACCCACUCCCAUAGACUGCUCUAUGAAACACGAAAAUCGUCAAGAGCGGCUCAUAUCAAAAGAUGAAAGUUUCUGAAGAAUUUUGCAUAUACAAUGUUCAAUACUUUUAUAAAUUGAAAAAAGGAUGAACAAUAUUGUGCAGUUCUUUAUCAGAAACUGGAAGUUUCACGAGAAAAUGAUUUUGUCACAAACUCGUGAUCAAGAAACUACAUCGUCAUUUCAAUCAACAGCUGUACACCACAUUCAUUGACCGCGGAACCCGGGGGCUGGGGGCUUCAGUCCCCACUUUUUUUCCAAAACCGUAUGCAAAAACGUAAAAAUGACCAUCUGAUUGUGAUUUGUUUUGCAUGGUCAGCUCCCCUUCCCCUUCAAACUGUUCCGUGGCUUCAGAUUUACUUCAGCUUCAGAAGUAACACUUCCGUGUUCUUGGCUUCAUCCAACAGAUUUUUUUUUUGUAUUCCCAUGAUAAUAACAACAAUAAUAAUCAGAAUAAUUUCAAUUCGAUUCAUUUCAUUCAUAAAAAAUGUACAUAUACAUAGUAAAAUAAAUAAUGAUAUGGGAAUGCUGAGACAGCUUAAAAAGAAACACGUGAUAAAAUGAUAAUGAUGAUAAUAAUAGCAUUUAUUUAUUCACAUAAAAAAACAUUCCUUGCAGCACGUACCUGAAUCACAAAUUAUUUCAAACAAGAUCGAUGAUGCACAUAAAACAUCUUUUUUUUUGUUCUGUCAAGAGGUUGAAUGAAAAGAAUAUGAAGACUUUCUUGAGGAGAAAUACGAUCGAAUAAAUGAUUUGAUGUGAAUAUUGUAAUAAACAAUAUGAAUGUACAUAUUUGUUAUAUGAGAAAUCAAACUUAUAAUAAAUGUAUAAAAACAUUUUA